AUGAAACAUAUAUAAGGUUUGUUUUAUUGUAUAUUAUAUGGUGGAUGCUCAUUUUGCUUUUCUCUAAGUGUGAAAUACUUAUGGAUUGAAUUUCAAUUCAGAAUGACAUUCCUGGUAAAGUACUUUAUUUAUUUAGAGUUAUUAUUGUAUGAGAAUAUUCUAACAGCUCUAAUUUGUUUGUUUUUGGGAAAAAGAAAUCAUACAUCUAAAGAUACUUUGUUGUAUUCAUUUAUGUAUUCCCUUCAAACAUUUUCUGGAAUGAAGGGAUUAUAAAUAAUGAAUAUUUCAAUGUAUAUGACAUUAAGAAGAACUCUAAUUUUAUUUGUAUUUCUAAUGUAAAAGAGUUGGAAGAUCUCAAAUUUCAUGUCUGUUAUUUUCAUAACACUUGGAGCAAUAAUAGCUGGUACAUUAAAUUUAUGUAAUAUUUUAAGGUUAAGAACAUUUAGAUGAAAACUAUUUAGGUUAUGGACUCAUUCUUUUGAAUAAUGUUUUUAAUGCUCUUGCGUUGCAUAAAUCUAAACAAUUGAAUAAUGAAAAAUAAAUAGAGCCUCUUGAAUUACUCUUCUAGAAUUCUUGUAAUUAAAUUCCUUUUCUAUUUAUUGGAGCUUAUGCAAGUUAAGAAUUGCAUGACUUUAUGAAUUCUUAUUACUUAAAUUAGUAAUUCAUUCUUGCUUUCACAUUAGUUUCAUUGAUGGGAUUCCUGUUAUGUUAUUCAACCAAUUUAUGCAAUAUGUACAAUUCUCCUAUUGCCAUUGCAAUCACUCAUAAUAUUAAGGAUAUUUUAAUUACUUCCUACUCUUUUUUCUUCUUGAAAGAAGAGUAUGACUUUUAAAUUCUUGCAGGAAUCAUUGUCAGCUAUUUAGGAUCUAUACUAUAUUCUAUUUAAAAAGUUAAAGAAAUUAAAUCCUUAUAUUUACCACUUUCUUAAAAUGAAAAAGAAGAAAAACAUGAUUGA
Messenger RNA from Paramecium sonneborni, 955 nucleotides. NCBI's taxonomy places the organism in Eukaryota, Ciliophora, Oligohymenophorea, Peniculida, Parameciidae. The record is from the annotation of a GenBank genome assembly.